Schistosoma intercalatum is the source of this 1185-nucleotide messenger RNA. The record is from the annotation of a GenBank genome assembly. NCBI's taxonomy places the organism in Eukaryota, Metazoa, Platyhelminthes, Trematoda, Strigeidida, Schistosomatidae.
AAAAUGUUUAAACAAUAUGAAAAUAAACCUUUAUGCUAUGAAGCAAUACACAAAAUUACUGAACAUUGUGUGUACUAUGUAAUUGAAUUAUAGUUAAAUGAGGAUAAUAUUCGUCAGCUAUUGAAAACUAGAAAGCAAUUGAUGGCUGUUUUAUCUCAUUCUUGAACUUUGAUCAGUUAUGGUCCUGUCAUUGACAAAUAGCAGUGCUUUCAAGCGUUGUACUGAUUACAUUACUUUUAUACAACUGAACUGGUGAUAAGUCUUUUUUAAACAAAAAAACAUCAAACAUUAACUUUUAACUUUGUAUUUUUUAAUUAGCAAAAUUUUUGUUAAUCGAUUUCAGAUAUAAUGUUUAGGUCAAAAUAUGUUGGUUCAUAUGGAUCCUUUUCUCGCGAAUGGGAACCUCCACCACAACCUCCGCCACGACCUCCACCGUGGCCACCGCGUAUACCACAAGAAUAUGAUCCAUAUAUUGGUCCAGGAAAAUGGAAUAGAGGUCGUAUUAAAUCGUUUAGUGUGACCGAACACUUUGGCAGUAUUGUAGCAGAUUUUCGUAAUUUGGAAGUUUUUUUCCACCAAUCUAACGUAUACGGAAUUUCUGCGGAGCAGUUAUAUCCAGACUUACCAGUUUGGUUUCAAAUACGUCCAGGUGUAAGAGGAUUAGAAGGAUAUAAUAUUCAACCAGCAAUUGAAAUGAGAGAAUUUCCUUCAACAUCACGAAUUUCAUGGUCAGAACCAGCAGUUUGUCAACCCUUAUUUCCUCUUAGUUCAGAGCCACUUAGAAUGAGAAGGUUACCUGAAAGACGUAGAACAAGACGAUUUCGCUGUUAUAAUUGUGGACAAUACGCUUCACAUAAAGCUGCCACAUGUCCGUUCGAACCUAUGCGACGACGUUGUUAUCGAUGUCGUGAUCCAAAUCAUUUAAUAGCUCAAUGUCCAUUAUUACAUUCACUUACACCGCAUUGUUAUUUGGUACCUGGACCGUCAACUUCGCAGGUACCCCCACGAUUUUCAGAAGCACGUUUACGCGUACCACAACCGACCUUAACGACAGCACAACAACAGUUACCCCAACAAACCCAACAGCCAUUUAUGCAAUAUUUUUUCCCACCAGGGUUUGGUGAUGAUGAUGACGAUGAACAUGAUGACUUUAGGGAUCAAUAUCAAACAAUAAAACUAGAAUGA